AGGAGCUCGUGACGGCAUGGCACAUGGGUACAUUUUGCAUAUACGGAUGGUGACUGAGUUUGCUGGUUGGGCAUGUGUGCUUAACGCAAGCCAGCCAGCAAAUCAGAUUCUCUCGUCAUUUCCCCUAGGAUGAAUUUCUCUCUCUCUCUCUUUUUCUUGCUCUUGCUUGCUCUCUUUGCCAACCAGCCCAUUCUCUGUUAGAGAUCCACUGAUAAGCAGAUAGCUGGAGAUUUUUUCCCAGAUGUUUUACCCAUGGGUUUAAUCGGUGAGAUGCCAGCUCAGCUGAGCCUGGCAGACCGGGAACGGGAUUGGAGAGAUGCAGGGAGGGUGGCAGAGCUGGGUCUCUCCAUCAUCUCCGAGAAGGGACCGCGGAAGAUGCGCGACCCUCCGAGAAAGCAGAGAGAUCCCAGCUCUGACGUAAAAGCCACAGCCCUGGAACGCAAGAGAAAAUCAUGUGCUCCUAUCCACAUCAAAUCAGCACACAUUAUUAUCAACAAAAGAAAUGCAAACACUGCAGAGUCGGACACACUAAAAGUGGAUGAGAGACUGCAACUGGCCCGGGAACGAAGAGAGGCGUAUCAAAAACAGCUGGCCCUACGUGAGCGCAGUUGGCUGGCAAGGGAGGAACGUGCCAGAAACUUCUAUGAGAAACAUCUUGAGGAGCGCAGAAGGAAGCUGGAGGAGCAGCGACAGAAGGAGGAGAGGAGGAGAAUGGCAGUCGAGGAGAAACGCAAACAGAGGCUCAAAGAAGAACGAGAGCGUUACGAGUCUGUGAUGCGAAGGACGAUGGAGAAAAGUCAGAAGGCCAAACAGAAACUCGGUCACUGCUCUCGACGGACCGCCAAUAGCACCCAAAGCAAUAAACGGGCUAAACGGCGCUCUCUUAGCCAAUGGGAGAUCGAGCUUGUCAGUCGUCUUCAGACUCCUACUAUUUCCUAUCUAGCCAGAAGCAGAAGUGCUGUGUGUCUGUCUCGAGACACAGUUGUUCAUGUUUGUCGCCGUUCAGCGUCAUGCCAUUCUACCAACUCCAGCAAUGCACAAAAGGCCCAGGUGCAUUGUGGGAAAGAAGUGAAGAGACCGGGCCCAAAUGUCACUAUCCGCAGAACCGCCAACAGAGAGCUGGUGGCAAAAGGUGGUUUUGAGGAAAAGAACCAGAAGACACAAUCUCAAACAAUAGCUGAAAUCAAUCACAAACAGGACAAACAUCUGCAUGAGAACGCCAUACUCUCAGCAUCAAGUCUGCAGAUUAGAUCACAUCUCAGACAUCCUUUACCCAAACAAGAUGGUUUGCCUCCACUUUUAGAAGAGGAGGAUCUUGAGCAAUAUGAACUUCAACAAGCUGAAGAAACUACACAAUGUCUACAAAGGAGCGAUAGACAGGACAAACAACUCCAGCUGAAUCCAGCUACAAAUCUUCCAUACGGUUCUCCGACUCCUAAUAGACCAAAUCAGAUUGGUGACGGAGAGCGAAUCGGAUCCCCAGCUUGGACCACAAACCCUGAGGAAGCCACACGCCUGCUGGCAGAGAAAAGGAAACAAGCGAGACUAUUGAAAGAGAAGGAAGAAGAGGAACAUAGGCAGAAGUUGGAGAUGGAGAGGAGGAACAGAGAGGAACUGACCCGGCGAAGAGCUGAAGAGCGAGCCAGGCAAGAUGCUGAAGCCUUCAGAUUGAAGGAGGAACUGAGGAUCAGAGAAGAGAAAAGACUUCAGGCUGAGCAGGAGAACCCUCGCAGACAGAUGGAAGAGGAAAACAGGCUUCAGCAACAAAGAGAAGAAGAAGAAGCACGUCAGAGGGCACAAGCGGAGCAACAGAGACUAGAAAGAGAAAUUCGCUUCCAGAGAGAGGAGGUUGAACGCCAAGAGAGAAAGAAGCGCUUAGAGGAAAUCAUGAAGAGAACCAGAAAGACAGAAUCUGAAGAUAAGAGACCUGGAUUGGUGAAGGACACACUGUCCAGUGAGAACCUCAAGCCUGUUGUCAGACUACCAGGUCCUGGCAAAACACCAAAGCUGGAGAUAAGGGACGAGGAGGACAUGCUUCCUACUGUUGCCUUUAAAGAACGCAGAUCAUUUCGCCCACUGGCCGGCCUGGAGAAGAUGCAGGCACAUCAGCAAACAGAGGUUAUUUAAUCAAUGGACCCAUCAUAUGAUCUCCAUACAGUAUGAAGAGCUUCAGAGCAACUUCAGCUCGUCUGGGAAAUGGCUUCCCAUGCACUUUAAAAGUCCUCUAUAUGUAACAAUUCACAUUAUUCUCUGUGCAGUUCUCUAAAAAACGUAAACACUGCUUGAUAUGAUAUGGUGACGCCCUCUGUGCUAAGUACAUAUAUAAAAUGUUGGUUAUAUGAUUUUGAGAUUCACUUGAUAAACAAUUAUAAUCCACCACUUAAUAACCCACCAAAUAAAACUUGAAUGUUUCAUUUAAAUUUUUUACAUUUUAAUUGUGUCACAUUUAAAGGGCAAAUAUUAUGCAAAAUACACUUUUACAAGGUGUGUUGAUCGUGGACAUAAAUCCACCCUGUUCAUAUUUAAAAUCCCCAACCAAAGCAGUCUCAGUAGACAGAAAUCACAAUCUAUGAGUUCAAAUACUUAUUUACAGCUCUAUCAUACAAAUAAAUAGUUAAAAAAUCAUACAUUGUGAUUUCUAGAUUUUUUUUUAGGUUAUGUCUCUCACAGUGGACAUGAACCUAUGAUGACAAUUUUAGACCCCUCCAUGAUUUCUAAGUGGGAGAACUUGCAAAAUAGCAGGGUGUUCAAAUACUUAUUUUCCUCACUAUAUAUUACAUCUUGUAAUAUUGGGCAUAAUAUGUGUCCUUUAAUAUGUAUUGUUUGGUGUUAUGAAGAGGAAUGUAUUUCUGCUAAAGCAGUAGUCUAAAUUUAGUCUAAUGGAGAUUUUAGUCUUAUGUAAGCACAUGCACAUAGAGUGCUCCCAGCAAUUCACCUGCACAUCUGUGUACGCAUAUUUAUUUAUUUUUGCUGUGCUACAGUAGAAAACCACAUUCGGGAUCUUUGCAACGCUGCUGUUUGUAAUACUCAAGUACUUUUCCAUCAUAGCUGACCUAUGCUUUUGUGUCACAGUUUAAUGCCAAAACAGGUGGAGUCAUUCAUUUCUAGUUUCCAUUGCUCAUUUUGCACUGCUGCUUUUUAGCCGUUCCAAAUAAGGAGAUUUCCAGCACUGUUUUUUCAUGAACAAUAUGAUAAAGAAACGCUCGGCUGACUUUAUGAGCUUUAGUGUGCCGGUAUACCUGCUGACUUUGUGCAAUAGAGGCUUAUGCACAUAAUGUGUAAAGAUGUAAACAUUUGAAUUCAUUUUUUUUUGUAUCAGUGUAAGUAAAUACAUUUCAAAACCAAA
Messenger RNA from Misgurnus anguillicaudatus (oriental weatherfish), 3346 nucleotides. RefSeq names its product microtubule-associated protein 7a (gene map7a). NCBI's taxonomy places the organism in Eukaryota, Metazoa, Chordata, Actinopteri, Cypriniformes, Cobitidae. Gene Ontology annotation, cellular component: microtubule cytoskeleton. The record is from RefSeq and is a predicted model, not a curated record. Gene Ontology annotation, biological process: microtubule cytoskeleton organization.